CGUCUUCUUCACUUGUAGUCUCUCUCUCUCAGGGUUAGGGUUAGUGCGAGGAUUUGGGUCUGAUAAUUCUUUCUCUUUUGGGUUGGAGAGAUCGAAAUGGCGAAUCGUACAGACCCAGCGGCGAAGAGCAUAAGGGGGACAAACCCACAGAACCUCGUGGAGAAGAUUCUGCGGUCAAAGAUCUACCAGAACACGUACUGGAAGGAGCAGUGCUUCGGUCUCACCGCGGAGACCUUGGUCGACAAGGCCAUGGAGCUCGACCACCUCGGCGGGACCUUCGGCGGGAACCGUAAACCCACGCCCUUCAUGUGCCUUGUCAUGAAGAUGCUCCAGAUCCAGCCCGAGAAGGAGAUCGUCAUUGAGUUUAUCAAGAACGAUGAUUACAAAUACGUGCGAAUACUUGGUGCUUUUUAUCUGCGUCUCACAGGAACUGAUGUUGAUGUCUACCGGUACCUAGAGCCUUUAUACAACGAUUAUAGGAAGCUGAGGCAAAAACUUCCUGAUGGACAAUUCUCCUUGACACAUGUGGAUGAAGUAAUUGAUGAACUUCUGACAAGGGAUUAUUCAUGUGAUAUUGCUUUGCCACGUAUCAAGAAAAGAUGGACUCUUGAGUCACUUGCUUCACUAGAACCUAGACAGAGUGUCUUGGAAGAUGAUUUUGAGGAGGAGGAAGAGAAAGAGGAGAACGACCAACUUGAUGGUUUUGAAGAUGGGGCUCACGAAAAGGACUAUUAUCGUGGGCGAAGUCCUGCUAGAGAAAGAGAUAGGGAUAGAAGACGUGACCGUGACAGAUACAGGGAUCGAGACUAUGACAGAGACUAUGAUAGGGAACGUGGGCGAGGGCGAGAAAGAGAGAGAGACAGGGAUAGAGAGAGGGAGAGGGAUAGGGAUAGGGAUAGGGACAGGGACAGGGACAGGGACAGGGACAGGGACAGGGACAGGGAUCGUUAUCGCCUGAGAGAUGAGAAGGACUAUGGUCGUGACAGAGAGCGAGAAAGGGAGUGGGAAGGUAGAGAGAGGGAGAGGCGAGACAGGGACCGUGGCAGGAGGAGGAGUCACUCAAGAAGCCGAAGUAGAAGUAGGGAUCGCAAGGAUCAUGAGGGUGGGGAACACCGGAAGAGACAUGCACGCAGCAGUGCCAGUCCGAAAAGGCGAGAUGGACCUGAUGACAGCAUCACCCGGGAAGAGCCAAAGAAGAAGAAGGAAAGAAAGGAGAAGAAGGAUGAUGGGACAGACCACCCAGACCCUGAGAUAGCUGCAGCUAACAAGCUUCGGGCAUCCCUUGGGUUGAAACCGUUGAAGUAGGUGCUAGGAUCUUUUGUUAAAUGGUGGUUUCCGUUAACAUCGAUGGAUAUAUGAAGUUUGUUUGCCAUUACUUGUAGUAGCAGCUGGGAUUGCCAGUAUUGGAUCAUGUAUAACAGAUCAAACAUAUGAUUGUCAAUAUUAUAUGAGUUUUCUCUUUGUGAGUA
Carya illinoinensis is the source of this 1469-nucleotide messenger RNA. RefSeq names its product pre-mRNA-splicing factor 38. Gene Ontology annotation, cellular component: precatalytic spliceosome. The record is from RefSeq and is a predicted model, not a curated record. The coding region runs from base 97 to 1305 and encodes 402 amino acids. The transcript is spliced from 6 exons. Lineage: Eukaryota; Viridiplantae; Streptophyta; Magnoliopsida; Fagales; Juglandaceae.